This is a messenger RNA of Drosophila guanche, 1265 nucleotides long. Its product is annotated as palmitoyltransferase ZDHHC3. Gene Ontology annotation, cellular component: endoplasmic reticulum; Golgi apparatus. Bases 149 to 1009 code for a protein of 286 amino acids. Lineage: Eukaryota; Metazoa; Arthropoda; Insecta; Diptera; Drosophilidae. Gene Ontology annotation, biological process: peptidyl-L-cysteine S-palmitoylation; protein targeting to membrane. The record is from RefSeq and is a predicted model, not a curated record. Gene Ontology annotation, molecular function: protein-cysteine S-palmitoyltransferase activity. The transcript has 4 exons.
GUGAGUGCCACUUUUCUUAGUUUUUAUUUGGUUUUUCUUUAUCUACUCGGUCGAAAUUUGUUGUUAAUAGCCAAUGGUCUGCCGUCGCGCCAUGUUAUCUGGGAACUGGUGAAACCGAUGUGUCAUUUGCGCGCCGUAUCCAAAAACCAUGAACAACUAUUCUUAUUCCGCCCUGGCCAGUGUGGACCACCACAAUCGGUGCUGCGGUAAUCGCGCCUGGUGCGUGAAGGACAUCUGCGGCAUUGUCUGUGUCAUCAUGACUUGGCUACUCAUCCUCUUUGCCGAAUUUGUGGUCAUGCGCCUCAUUCUCAUGCCCAGCGACUACACGGUUUUCAGCACCAUUAAUAUGAUAAUAUUCCAAGCGCUGGCGUUCCUCGCAUUCGCCUCUCACAUACGCACCAUGCUCUCGGAUCCGGGCGCUGUGCCGAGGGGCAAUGCCACCAAGGAAAUGAUUGAGCAGAUGGGCUAUCGAGAGGGUCAAAUGUUCUACAAGUGCCCCAAGUGCUGUAGCAUUAAGCCCGAGCGUGCCCAUCAUUGCUCCGUGUGCCAGCGAUGUAUUCGCAAAAUGGAUCACCAUUGUCCUUGGGUCAACAAUUGCGUGGGCGAAAACAAUCAAAAGUACUUUGUACUCUUCACCUUCUACAUUGCCUCGAUAUCGCUGCAUACGCUCUUUCUGGUGCUCACGCAGUUUGCAGAGUGCGUGAAAAACGAUUGGCACACAUGCUCACCGUACUCACCGCCGGCCACAAUAUUCCUGCUGCUCUUUCUCACGUUCGAGGGCCUGAUGUUUGGCAUAUUCACAAUCAUAAUGCUGGCCACUCAGCUGACGGCCAUAUUCAACGAUCAGACGGGCAUUGAACAACUGAAGAAGGAGGAGGCUCGCUGGGCUAAGAAGUCGCGCCUCAAGAGCAUUCAGUCGGUUUUUGGGCGGUUUUCGCUUGCGUGGUUUUCGCCAUUUACGGAGCCCUCCUGUCGUACCAAAUUCCAUACCCAUUUCUAUUCGGUCUGAGGCAGGAUCCCCCUCCGGACAAUCCCGACAAUGGGCUAGCUUUAUCGAACAACUAAACGUACAAGGAGGCAACAAGUAGCCGCCGCCACUUGUUGAAGUCGCUUCGUGCAAUUUUUAUAUUUUUCCAUUAAUUAACCUCCUAUUCCCCCUUUAAGUACUUUUGAUCGAUCAAUCGAUGUGUGUCUUAGCUUAAGCGAACUGAUUGCCUUAGCGCCUGGUCGAGUGCAGCAUCUAUUGUACUUACUAUACACCUGAG